AUAGAAAUUUCUGGUGGUUAAGUUAAACCUGAAAAGCCACGUAAUGAAAAGCACUCCAAACACAUGUUUUACUUCAGUAAAAGAAAAGCGUUUCAAACCCUUUGUCGAUCAUCUGGAAGAGGAACUAACACUCGCCGCUUCUGUCUCCUGAUUGCUUCAUCAUAUAAUCUUAUUUGAUUUUAUACGUUGCUUUCAGAAUCCUUCUUCAAACACUCUCCACCGAAAUUUAAUAUUAUACUGGAUGGGAAAAUGGACCUGAAUGUUAUUUUGAUUCAGUCCACAAUAAAGUCAAGGAAAUGCCUCGCAAAGUAUCAUAUGGAGUUGAUUUUGAUGAAGAAUGAACAUGAAACUGCUUGGGAAGCUCCUGUUACAAAAGAAGAAAUCGUGCAGAAAAAUGUUUGGAGUUGUCCCAUUUGUACAUAUGAUAAUGAGGAAUAUAUGUCUUCAUGUGAUAUAUGUGGUGUUCUUCGCAACCCUUUAAUCAAAAGCUCAAACAAUGGCCAAUCAAGUACAGUUGAUGGCAUAUGCACAAACUUUGGAGCAUCGAUGAUGGCAAAGUCUCUUUUUACAUCCUUGCCAUAUGAGUCACCAAGAGGGGGUGUAACUGUAAACUUUCAACCACAGAAAGAUGCUUCUUCAAGAAAAGAGGACACGUUCUCUCACGUGCAUGGAAAAUUCCAUGAUUUACAUAAUGCCAUUAUCUCUGAAAAAUCUUACAAGGUUAACAUAGCCCCUUUCAAGUUUGAUACCCCAUCUCCAGAUGAUGUUGUUUCUUUGGGGUUGAAGUCUUACAAAAUAGGUUCCAAAGUUGUACCCAACUUAGAGAAACCAUCCACUUCUGAUGCUCCUUCCAACAAGAAGAUGGAAAAUACCAACUUGAAGUCAAAUGCUAAAUCUUCCAACAAAUCACCACCAUUGAUUUCAAAAGAUAAACCACAACACAUGGAGAAUAACAACAUUCCACAAACACAUAACAUUUCUACCGAAUUGAACAACAUGACCAUGAGUGGCGAAUCUGGAACUUCCAAAAUUGCAAACAAGGGUAAAACGGGUAAAACUGCAUCUCGCUCACAGUAUAAACCUGAGAAGUGGAUGCUACUUGAUGAAGGAGAAGAUCGUCUGAGUCAGCUAAAUCUUGCUAUUGUUGGGCAUGGGAAAGGUUCGUUUGCUUAUGCAUGGGCAUUAGAUGAGAGUGUUGAAGAACGAGAAAGGGGGAUAACAAUGACAGUUGGAGUUGCUUUUUUUAACUCAAAGAAACACCAUGUUGUGGUGUUGGAUUCACCAGGGCAUAAAGAUUUUGUCCCAAACAUGAUAUCAGGUAUUGAUAGUGCAGGAGGUCAAACACGGGAACACGCACAGCUGAUUAGAAGCUUUGGUGUUGAUCAAAUCAUUGUUUCUGUCAAUAAAAUGGACGCUGUUCAAUACUCCAAGGAAAGGUUUGAUCAUAUUAAACUUCAACUUGGGGUUUUUCUUCGUUCUUGUAAUUUUAAAGAUUCUAAUGUCACGUGGGUCCCGUUGAGUGCCAUGGAAAAUCAAAACUUGGUUGCUCCUCCUUCUGAUGCUCGAUUGCUUUCCUGGUAUAAGGGAGGUAGUUUGUUGGAAGCCAUAGAUGCUCUUCAACCUCCUGCUAGAGAAUAUUCUAAGCCUUUAUUGAUGCCUAUUUGUGAUGUCAUCAAACUCCCAUCUCAAGGUCAGGUAUCUGCAUGUGGGAAGUUAGAAUCUGGAGCUCUUCGAAAUGGAACAAAGGUUAUGAUUCUGCCAUCUGGAGACAUUGGAACAGUUCGAUCAUUAGAACGUGAUUCACAGGCAUGUAGCAUUGCAAGAGCUGGAGAUAAUGUAGCUGUUACUCUACAAAAUAUUGAUGCAAAUGUUGUGAUUUCGGGUGGUGUAUUGUGUCACCCUGAUUUUCCAGUGUCAAUCACAAACCAUUUGGAGCUGAAGAUUCUUGUUUUGGAUGUCCAAACACCAGUUUUAAUCGGCUCUCAGUUGGAGUUUCAUAUACACCAUGCAAAGGAAGUAGCAAGAGUUGCAAAGAUUGUGUCUUUGCUUGAUGCAAAAACAGGGAAGGUUACUAAGAAGUCACCAAGAUGUCUCUUAUCCAAACAAACUGCCAUAGUUGAGGUAAUGCUUCAAGGAGAAGUUUGUGUGGAUGAAUUCUCAAGUAGCAGAGCUCUUGGGAGGGUGUUUCUGAGAUCAUCAGGGACAACUGUUGCUGUUGGUGUGGUAACCAGAGUUAUAGUAGAUGACCAGAGUUAGUUAUAUUAUCAUAUUUAUUUAUGGUAUAACUAGUGUAGUAGUUGUCGUGUCUCAUUUUGACCACUUUGACUUGAUACAUGCCCUUAUAAGUUAAAACAAGUUGCAUGCGGAAAUGUUUUGUAAGUUGUGUUGAGUGUAUACAAUUUUGUAUCCAUCAGGCAGUUUGACUA
Lactuca virosa is the source of this 2426-nucleotide messenger RNA. The record is from the annotation of a GenBank genome assembly. NCBI's taxonomy places the organism in Eukaryota, Viridiplantae, Streptophyta, Magnoliopsida, Asterales, Asteraceae.